UUGUGUUCCUGGUUCCCACAAGUCUCACCUGUGUGUUUGAAUUUUGAAUCAUAUAGCAUUUUUCUCUUCAGAGUUCAGAGACUUAACACACAGAUACAUCACUCCAACUUAUUAUCUCCAAAAUUUCAGUCUUGGAUCUUCUUUUCCAUUUGCUCUGUUUUAUCCUUCUUCCAUUUUUCCAUUCUCUCAUGGAUUUCGUUGGGCCAUUUGUAAACAUUAUUGAUACUUACCUGAUUGCUCCCUUUGUUCGACGGAUAAGCUACCUGAGACACUCCUCAGACAAUGUCAAUGGCCUGCAAAUUGUAGUUCAAAAUCUCAAGGCAAGGAGGAAUGAUGAGCAAAGCAAACUCAAAGCAGAAGAAAAUGUUGGACAAGUGAAGACUGACGUAGGAAGCAAUUGGUUCAAGAACGUUCAGGAAAUCGAAGAGGAAGCUGAUGGUAUAGAAAAGGAGUAUCAACAGCAAGGGAGGUGUGCAGGGGGUUGGUGUGUGAAUUGUUGGUCACACUACAAAUUGAGCAAGAGGUCUUUAAUCCUCAAGCUAAAGGCUAAUGAUAGGCUCAAUGAACAAUUUGUUGUGGCAAGGCCUCCUUCUCCAAAGCCUGUGAUAGAGAUGCCAACUGAGACAACAAUAAUGGAGAACCAGUCAUCAACUCAAAGCAUGCUGCAGCAGAUACUUGAUUGCAUAAGUGAUCCAGAAAUUGGCGUCUUUGGAGUAUAUGGAAUGGGGGGAGUGGGUAAAACCACUCUGGCUAAGCAAGUAAACAAUCACUUCAAAGAGAACAAUUCUUGUUUUGAGACUGUGAUUAUGGUUACAGUUUCUGCCACUCCCCACAUACCAAGUAUCCAAACCAGUAUUGGUAAUCGCCUUGGAUUACCAGAUAAUUGUGGUGGGGUUGAUGCAUUGUUUGAAGCCCAAAGGAAGAAGAAAUCUCUUCUAAUUUUGGAUGAUGUGUGGAGAAAAUUAAAGCUAGAGGAUGUUGGAAUCCUUCACCCAGCUGGAAACAAGAAAGGGAGCAAGAUCCUAGUGAUCAGUCGAAAUCAAGACACCUGCACUGAUAUGGGUGCGAGUAAAACCAUAAAAGUGCAACCAUUACCUGAAUCUGAAUCGUGGAACCUCUUCAUUAAAGUAGCUGGUGACCAUGUUGCUGCCAAUGGCAUAAACCGUUUUGCUGAAGAAAUUGUUGGAAGGUGUAAGGGUCUUCCCCUCGCAAUUGUCACUGUUGCUCACACAAUGGCAAAUCGACAUGGAGUUCGGGUGUGGGAGAAUGCCUUAAGGGAAAUGAAGCAAUCAACUAAAGAUCUCCGAGGUAUGAAAGAAGAAGUAUUUGCUCCUUUAAAAUUCAGCUUUGAUAGUUUGGAGAAUGAUAUGGUUAGGAGUUUAUUUCUUUAUUGUGCUCUUUUCCCUGAAGACUAUAGCAUAGGGAUAAACAUUUAUCUCCCUAACUAUUACAGAGUGAGAGACGAGAUGUUAAAUUAUUGUGUUGGAGAUGGAUUAGCAGAUGAAUUAGGGAGUUUGAAAGCUGCUAGGGAUAAAGGUGAGGAUCUGAUUCAGAGCUUGAAAAUUGCUUCCAUGUUGGAAGAUGGAGAGGUUAAAGGUAGUGUGAAGAUGCAUGAUAUGAUGCGAGAGCUUGCACUCUGGAUUACUUCUUCAGAGUACUCUGAUAGUUGUGGCUCCAAAUUCUUGGUAAGGACAGGUAGAUCAGUUGAAGAGGCACCAAAAGCUCAAGAAUGGGUAGAUCCAACAAGGAUUUCUCUGUUUGAUACCCAAAUAGAGGAGUUGCCGGAGUUGGGAGAGAAGUGCCAAAAAUUAACCACUUUGCUAUUGAAGGAGAAUAGGUUCCUCAUAGGUAUUCCCCAAACAAAUUUCUUCCAACACAUGGAUCAUCUUAGUGUACUUGAGAUUUACCCCUCAGAAAAAUUGGAAUCUAUCCCAGAUUCCUUGUCGUGUUUAGUGAAUCUUCGGGUGCUCAGGUUACAAAAUUGCUAUAACUUGAGGGCAUUGCCUGCUCUGGGAAACCUCCAACAGCUCCAAGUUUUAGAUUUGAGUUGGUGUUCAAAGUUAGACCAGGAAAUCCUCGGAGGAUCUGAAUGCGAGGGAGUUAUAAGUAGUUUAAGAUACUUGAAUGUGGAAAAUUCCAAAGUUUCAAUUCCUGUGGGAGUAAUUUCUCGUUUGCACAAAUUGGAGGAGUUGAGAUCUUGUGAUGCAGGAAAAAUAAAAUGGAGGGUGACUGGUGGUGGUGAAGCUAAAAAAUGUGAUAUUGAUGUGGGGGAGUUGUCCCAAUUGAAAAAUGUGAGAUCUCUUUCCAUUACCUUGGAAGAUGUCAUUAUUUCUGAUUGGUUCAAACCUUUGGCCAAGAAGAUGAUGCAGUUGGAACUGAUACGUUGCAGAGUUUUAAAACAAGAAGCUCUUCAAGCUCUCAAUGAAUCCCCAAAUCUGUUCUACUUAAGAAUUGUGGAUUGCACAGGUGUGACAUGUUUGCCUACUCGUGUUAAACGUACUGUUAUAAUAAAUAAUUGUGUGGACUUGGAAGUGUUGUUAGAUGGAGCAGAGGAUGAAGAGGUCUACCACUACCAAGAUUUCAAUGGCGACUUGAACCUAGUAAGAUUGCCAAACUUGAAAAGGUUAUGUAGUGUUAGUCUCUCAACACUAAAUUGCUUUUCUCAACUAUGGUGGAUAAAUAUAGGGGAAUGCAAUAGCCUGAAGAUGAUAUUCACCAAGGGAAUGCCUCGCCUGUUCAACAACUUGGACACCAUUAUUGUUCGAUCUUGCGAUAGAAUGGAAGUUAUCAUUGAAGAAGCAGGUGAGGAGGAAGGUAUUGUUAAUGUUAAUGGUGGAGUCAUCAUCUCACCCUUUCCAAAACUCACAGCAUUACAUCUAGAAGACCUACCAGCUCUCCAUGAAUUGUGCUGCAGCAACCACAUCUUGCGUUGCCCCUCUAUAGAAAAAGUGCAGCUGGUUAACUGUCCCAAGUUAAAGAAGGAUCCUCUCCACAUACAAAAUGCAAAUGGGUUACUACUUGUGAUCAAGGACGAGGAGAGAGAGUGGAGGAGAGAAGGCAAUAAUAAUAAUGUCAUGGAAAUGGGAAUGGAAAUUCAAGCUUCUCUGUGAGCUGAGUCGCAACUCACCUGAAAAAACACUAAUUCCCUGUUCUAUUCGGUGCUCAACUUCACUCCAUCUCUGUAAUAUAGAGAACAUGCUCAAUUAGAAUUUAAUAUAAUUAUCAGAAAGUAUGUUAUGUCAUUUUUGUAAUAGGUAAAUGUAUUUGUACUAAGAAGAAAAAGAGAAAAAGAAAUGUACACUGUACCAUCAAUCUGGAUUGGAAUUGGAUUGAUAUUAACC
Messenger RNA from Macadamia integrifolia, 3341 nucleotides. RefSeq names its product disease resistance protein RPS2-like. Lineage: Eukaryota; Viridiplantae; Streptophyta; Magnoliopsida; Proteales; Proteaceae. Gene Ontology annotation, molecular function: ADP binding. The coding region runs from base 189 to 3110 and encodes 973 amino acids. The record is from RefSeq and is a predicted model, not a curated record. The transcript has a single exon.